Elgaria multicarinata webbii is the source of this 1585-nucleotide messenger RNA. RefSeq names its product keratin, type I cytoskeletal 14-like. Gene Ontology annotation, molecular function: structural molecule activity. The coding region runs from base 1 to 1398 and encodes 465 amino acids. Gene Ontology annotation, biological process: intermediate filament organization; epithelial cell differentiation. NCBI's taxonomy places the organism in Eukaryota, Metazoa, Chordata, Lepidosauria, Squamata, Anguidae. The transcript is spliced from 8 exons. The record is from RefSeq and is a predicted model, not a curated record. Gene Ontology annotation, cellular component: cytoskeleton.
AUGUCCACCUCCACUAUCAGGCAGUACACCUCCUCCUCCUCUAUGAAGGGGACUUCAUUUGGUGGGGGCUCUUCUCGGCUGUCCUCUGUCCAUUAUGGUGGGGGAUACAGAGCCCCCAGCAUCCACGGUGGGGCUGGUGGCAUCUCUGUCUCUUCCUCUCGCUAUGUCUCUGGACUAGGCAGCGGCCUUGGUGUCUCUGGACUAGGCAGCGGCUAUGGGGGCAGCAGCUACUGCAGCAGUUUUGGUGGGGGCUUUGGUGGGGGCUUUGGUGGAGGCAGCAUGGGUGGCGGCUUUGUUGCUGGUGGUGAUGUCCUUCUGGGUGGGGGCGAGAAGGAAACCAUGCAGAACCUGAACGACCGCCUGGCUACCUACCUGGACAAGGUGCGGGCGCUGGAAGAGGCCAACAGUGACCUGGAGGUGAAGAUCAGGGAAUGGUACAAGAAGCAAGGACCUGGUCCAGACCGGGACUACAGCCACUAUUUCAGGACUAUUGAAGACCUGCGGAGCAAGAUACUAGCUGCUACCAUUGACAAUGCCAGCACUGUACUGCAGAUUGACAACGCACGUCUAGCUGCAGAUGACUUCAGAAACAAGUUUGACACGGAACAAGCUCUGCGUUUGGCCGCUGAGGCCGAUAUCAAUGGACUGCGCAGAGCCUUAGAUGAGCUGACCCUGUCCAGAGCAGACCUGGAAAUGCAGAUUGAGAACUUGAAGGAGGAACUGCUUUAUCUCAAGAAGAACCAUGAGGAGGAAAUGAGUAUUCUCCGAAGCCAGAUGGGUGGAGAAAUCUCUGUGGAAAUGGAUGCUGCUCCCGGGGUGGACCUGACCAAGAUCCUGGCAGAGAUGCGCGAACAGUAUGAGAAUCUGGCAGAGAAGAACCGCAAAGAUGCUGAGCAGUGGUUCUUCAGCAAGACUGAAGAGUUGAACCGUGAAGUUGCCACCAAUACAGAGCAGCUGCAGACCGGCAAGACGGAGAUCAUAGAACUGAGACGCUCCGUUCAAAGCCUGGAGAUCGAAUUGCAGUCUCAGCUCAGCAUGAGAACGGCACUGGAAGGCACCCUGGCAGACACAGAGUCCCGCUAUGGUGCCCAGCUUGCCCAGAUCCAGGCCCUGAUCACCAGCGUGGAGGAGCAGCUGGCCGAGCUGAGGUGUGACAUGGAGCGCCAGAACCACGAAUACAAGAUCCUCCUCGACGUCAAGACCCGCCUGGAACAGGAGAUCGCCACCUACCGGCGCCUGCUGGAGGGAGAGGAAGCCCACAUCAGUUCCCAGUACAAUGCAGCUGUAUCUGGAAGAGACGUGGCAAAGACCUCACGCCAAGUCCGCAUGAUUGUCGAGGAGGUUGAAGAUGGGAAGGUAGUCUCUUCCCGUGAGCAGGUCAAACAGUCCACCUACUGAAAAGGACCAACUAUCCUAAAUGCCUCAAUGUAUACUGUGGAUACACCCAAGAGAGUUUUAGUGUACCAGUAUCUUCACACUGUUCUGUAGUGUGUGUUCUAUAUGCAUGUGUAUGCACAUGAAAUCUUCACAGAAGAAGCAAAGACCCACAGUUUGAUGUCCGUUUCUGUCAACUACCGUCCCUGCC